UGGAAAAUAUGUGCACAUUUUCAAACGGCCUCUUAAGAAAUUUUUGAUCUUACAAUAUGCAUAUAUUUACUACUAUUGGAUAGAAAACAGUCCCUAGUUUCUAAAAACGUUUGAAUUAUUUCUCUAAGUGGAACAGAACUAUUUUUACAGUCCAUUUCCUAUCCGGAAUUGAGAUUUCCAAAUGCGAUGUGUCUCUUUAAGAGCGUGUCUAUAAAAGGUCCUGUCACUUAGGACCGUAGAAACACGUCAUACGCCUUCAUCUGGGUGUAAUGCGGAAGUGAGAGAAGAAAGCAGUUGAAUAUCUCUUCCAGGGGCUGAACACAACAUCUUUGAGUGAGACCUGCGCACUUCAAAAAUAAUUCUGGGCACGAUUUAGAAAAUGGACUCCGCUCAUGGAAGACGCUCGGUAACGCAACAAUCCUAUUGUCCUCGGACCAGACAAUGCAAAUCUUCCCAAGAUAUUCCAGAUCAUCGCUGAAGGGGUCACCAACGAGUCGGUCAAGACUGAGGACGAGAUUGGCAAAUGUCAUCUGUCAAGUGCAGAACAAAUCACUUCAAACCACAACUGCAAUACAGUCAACAGAAAAGAAUCCCAUAGCUGCAGGAUCCAUGUUGGAACGGAGAGUGACACCCAAGAUGAAGUACUACACAGUUGAGACUGGCAAUACUUUGGAUUCUCAUAUUCAGUUUAUGAGACGACUCAACAACACCACAAGAUGUUUUACGGAAGUCGAGUCGCCAGUGGAGAGUGAUGUCAUCAUGGCUUUCUGUCCCAUCGUCUCCCGCGCCGGGACUGAUAUUGAUGCAGCACUGCCACAGAUUCCAACUGGUAAAGAUGUCAUUAUGGUAGUACUGCAUCACACCUUCAACCCAGACUACACUGUACCUGACAGCAGCAGACUAGUGACCAGAAGUGAUGUAAUACUCACAGUGGACUGUCUGUUCCAUGAGAGCCAGGGAGGACUACUGAACUGUCCUCACAAUGAUGCAGCAAUCAGCAGGGUUUUGAACAGACUGAACAUACAGCCAAAGAUUGGAGCUGAAGAACGGAUCAGAAUCCCUGAGCAGGGUAACAGUCUGACCAGACAUCUUGCCGUUCCAGCUGGGUUUCUGAUCUAUGUAAUGGUGUUGUGGCACAAUUUGAGAUCCACGUUGGAACGGAGAGUGACACACAAUAUGAAGUACUACACAGUUGAGACUGGCAAUACUUUGGAUUCUCAUAUUCAGUUUAUGAGACGACUCAACAACACCACAAGAUGUUUUACGGAAGUCGAGUCGCCAGUGGAGAGUGAUGUCAUCAUGGCUUUCUGUCCCAUCGUCUCCCGCGCCGGGACUGAUAUUGAAGCAGCACUGCAACAGAUUCCAACUGGUAAAUAUGUCAUUCUGGUAGUGCUGCAUCACACCUUCAACCCAGACUACACUAUACCUGACAACAGCAGACUAGUGACCAGAAGUGAUGUAAUACUCACAGUGGACUGUCUGUUCCAUGAGAGCCAGAGAGGACUACUGGAGUGUCCUCACAAUGAUGCAGCAGUCAAACAGAUUAGGCAGAAGCUUGACAUGACCAGAAGCCGUGGCUUUCUAGCUUGGAUUCUAAACGUUGACAUGACCAGAAGUCUUGGCUCUCUAGCUAGGAUUCUAAACAUUGUCAUGAUCCACGUCCCUCUUCAAGACCUCGUUCCAGAAGUGAUUAAAGCAGUUCCACUUUUGUACCAACAAUGAAGACAUGCUAAUUCUUUUUACGGAUUACAUCUUUAAUUUCAUGGCUUACUUAAGAAAAUGUCUUUACUUUUGAUGUUAAGAGCACUUGCAGUUGUAAUGUAUAGAAAUUGGGGCCGAUAUUACAAAUGUUCAUAAAAAUGAAUUGAAAAUAAUAAAGAAGAAACAGGAUCUGUGGAA
This is a messenger RNA of Salvelinus fontinalis (brook trout), 1899 nucleotides long. RefSeq lists its product as uncharacterized. The record is from RefSeq and is a predicted model, not a curated record. The transcript has 14 exons. Bases 442 to 1722 code for a protein of 426 amino acids. NCBI's taxonomy places the organism in Eukaryota, Metazoa, Chordata, Actinopteri, Salmoniformes, Salmonidae.